GGUAGAUGUAGCUAUUUCAUUUUGGUGACCAGUGUCUUUGAAAAAGGGAGCCUAUAACUUUAUAUAACACCGUAUUAUAGUCAACUCGAAAUAGUUUAAAGCUCUUUUAAUCAUCGCGUGGAGGUGUUUAUUAAAACCGUUGAAUUAAAUCGGAUAAACACACCGUAAGCAGAUACCCACUUCUGGCUCAAUAGUUACAACCAGCUACAGCGUGUUAUGCCAGCAAUUACUCUCCAACAAAUACCUUUCGGUGCUCAUCUUAAUUAUACCUGAUAGCAACGGCUAAUUCUUAGUCAGCGUCAUUCCAGUUCUCCUGGGUGGUUGGUUAUUUUUUAAGAGGAAAAGGCCACAUUGCACAAACUCUCCAACACUGAAUAAGAAUCUGCUGCUUAGAUAUUACUCUCCGUCUCUGAAUUCUCCGUCACUCCCUGUGGAUUAUCCUGGACAACGGGAAUGGCAGCAGCCCUCACUGUAACUGGGAUUGCACUUGUACUUUUCCUUCCGACUGCACAGUUAUUGUCAGCUGAGCUGAGGUUUGUGGACCAGACACACUUCCGAGUGAAUGAAACCAGUCAAACUAUUGUCCGACUCGUAGUGGAGAGGGUGGGGGACCCUGUGAACGUCACGGCUCUCGUUCUGCUGGAGGGGGAGGACACAGAGGACUUUGAGGCCACGACGGCUGCAGCUUUCCUUCUUACCACUGAGACAAGAAAGACCAUCUUCAUUGCCAUACGAGACGAUGACUUACCCGAAGCUGACGAAACAUUUGUCUUCAGCCUCAAACUGCAGAGCUCAUCCAAUGGUGUUGUUCUGGGAACCCCCAACCGAGCCACAAUCACCAUUCUGUCCAAUGACAACGCCUUUGGAAUCAUCUCCUUCAACUCUUCCUCUCUGAUGACUGUGAAUGAGCCGCAGGGUAGCAACCAGGAUGUCUUUUUAACUCUGAUCCGUGAGAAGGGAACCUACGGGACUGUUACUGUCAACUUUGUGAUAUCUGGCGGUUCGAACCCUGUAAUGGAGGAUCUGAGUCCAGAAAGAGGCGAAAUCACAUUCCUUCCUGGACAGGCUGAUGUGGUAUUCAGUGUUACAAUACAGGAUGACAAGAUCCCGGAAGAUGACGAGAUGUUCACGGUGCAGCUGACAGGGGUGAAAGGUGGGGCACUCCUAAACCCCAACCGCAGCAGUGUAAACAUCCUCAUAUUCCGUAACGAUGCGCCAAUCCGUAUAUCUCAGCCUUACCUGGCCGUACCGGAAUCUGCCGGUAUCAUCAACCUCACCGUCACCCGCGGACGCACCGACGAUGACCAACUCAUUGGUUCCGAUGAACAUGAGGUCUCCAUUGCUUAUAUGGUUGUCAGUGGCAACACUUCUGCCAGUGUGGCCACUGCCGGUGUGGAUUUUGUGGACCUCCAGCCUGAAGCAGUAGUGCUUUUCCCUGGUAAAGUCCACAGAGCCCAGUUGCGUUUCAGGAUCGUCGACGACAGCGUGCCGGAGAUCGCCGAGUCCUUCCGGGUGGUCCUCUUGGACGACACGCUGCGGGGGGACGCGGUGCUGGCGGCACCAAGCUCUGCCCAUAUCACCAUUGAGCCCAAUGACAAGCCCCAUGGGGUGCUGUCCGUUAGCGCCAUGGCUACAUCUGAUCCCAUUAUUGUUAAUGAGGACCUCACCGUGAAAUUUGAACAGAUUACGGUUGUGAGAAACGGGGGCACUCAUGGAGACGUUUCCGUGAACUUUACUGUAACCCGAAAUGUGAGCGACGACUCGCCUGUCACAGAUGACCUGAGUCCUGCCCUUGGAGUCCUGAGAUUUGCAGCUGGCCAGAUGACGGCCGUCCUGUCCUUCAACAUCACGCAGGAUGACCUCCCAGAGGAAGCUGAGGGCUUCUUCUUUCGGCUGCUGCCUGAUUCAGUGCAGGGUGGCGCAGAGGUGGAUGAACCUAUGGAGAUGAUCUUCUAUGUGCAGGACAGUGAUGACGUGUAUGGUCGCUUCAUCUUCCAUCCAGAUGAAGACCAGCAGAUUCAGAGUGACCCCAGUGGACGCUUCCUGUCCCUCAGUUUCCUGCGUGAGGGAGGGAGAGUGGGGAGAGUCCAGCUGGCCCUUAGCGUCCUCUAUCAGCCUGUCCGGCCCAUCGACCUGCCCUGGGAUGGAAUGCUAAAUGGCAGUAGUGUCACCAAUGUGCUGUUUGAGCCGGGCCAGCACUCGGCACAAGUAGCUUUACCUAUACGGAACGAUGCCUUCUUGCAAAAUGGUGCCCUCUUUCUCAUUCAGAUGAUCAGUGUUCAACUGGAGCACAUUCUCCCCCCUGUGCCAUCAGUUAGCCCUCGUUUGGCAGGAGCUUUCAACAUGAGCCUCACGGUCACUCCAGAUAUCGCCAAUGGAGAGAUUGGCUUUACCGGGAACCUGACGGUGGUGUUACUGGAACCAGAAGAUACCAACUCCAGUUUGGUGACCCUGUCACUGCGUCGGGAUGGAACAGAUGGACAGGCGGAGGUGUUCUGGAGUCUGCACCCCACUGGGGAGAAUGACAAAGAUGUGACCCCUGAUGACCUAUCACCCUUCAGUGGGUCCGUCGUGUUCCAGGCAGGAGAGAGCGAUGCAGAGAUUAAUAUCACCAUCCUGGCUGACAACAUCCCUGAGAUCAACGAAACGGCUCUGCUCACUCUGGACAGUGUCAAUACACAGAACCAGAUUCUAAAGCCUGGCUUCACCACCCGUGAGAUUGUCAUAGUGGAAAACGAUGAUCCUGGGGGAGUCUUUGAGUUUUCGCCCCUCUCCCGAGGACCCUGGACUAUCAGUGAGGGGGAGGCGGUAGAGCUGCGUGUGGUCCGCUCACAUGGCCAACUGCUGAGACAGCUGAUCCGAUACACACUGGAACCCAGAGGGACGGAGGAAUUCUACGGUGCCACGGGGAUCCUAGAGUUUCAACCAGGGGAGAGAGAAGUGGUGGUGGCAUUGGUGGCCAAGCCAGAUGGCCUGCCUGAGCUGGAUGAGGUGUUCUGUGUGGUGCUGAGCAGUCAUAGCACCCCUGCCAGUCAUCUUGGAAACAACAGGGUGGUCAACAUUACUGUCCGUCAAAAUGAAGAUCCCUUUGGGGUCAUAGGGUUUGGCGAACCUGGGUUGGCAUUCAUCAUCAGUGAAAGCAAGGGCAUGCAUCCUUACUCAGCGUCUUACCCUAUCGUGAGAAACAGGGGCCGGUUUGGAAAUGUAUCUGUUGCGUGGGUCCUUGAACCAGGCACAUCAGGAGAUGUCAGACCAGUGGAAGGAUAUAUUGAAUUUUCCGAGGGGGAGUACCUGAAGAACCUCACUCUCUUUUCUGAACCUGAUGAGGUUCCAGAGGACAUGGAACACUUUACUGUUACUCUGCUGUAUGCAUCUGGUGGUGCUCGAGUUGGAAGCAAUCGGAAUGCAACCUUACAGAUCUCUGAAAAUGAUUACCCAAUUCACUUUGCUGAACCAGUGGUUGUCAUAGUCCCUGAAGGAGGAAUGGCUCAUUUCUCCCUUCUGAGGACGGGACCAGCUGAUAGUACUGCAACUGUAAUGUAUCGAUUUGCCUACGGUGGCGCCUCACCUGGUGAUUUGAUUCCUUUAAGCAACGACUCAAUUCUUAUAUUUAAUGCUGAGGAACGGAUGAAAAACAUCUCAUUCAUGGUGGAGGAUGACGAUAUUCCUGAAACUGAUGAACUUUUUUACAUCAUUUUGUUUAAUGCAACCGGGGAUGCAGUGGUCUAUGGUGAGGAUACUGGAACCGUUGUAAUUGAGGCCAAUGACGAUGCCAAUGGGAUCUUCUUCCUUGAUUCCACUGAGAAGACUGUGGAGGAGGGCAAAACCAACAACAUCUAUGUUCUAAGAGACAGGGGAUACUUUGGCAAUGUUACCGUAUUCUGGCAGCUUUUUGCAAAUAGUACCACUCUCGACCCUGGGACGGAGUUCCUCCACACUUCAGGCUCUGUAGUAUUCACCACCGGCGACAUCAUCAAGCCCAUCAUCUUGGAGGCCAUAUCGGAUAAGCUCCCAGAGUUCAAUGAGUUUUAUGUUCUGGUGCUUGUAAACAUUUCAGGUGGAUCUCCUGGCGAGGGUGGUCAGUUGGCUGCGGCAAACCUCAGUUCCUCAGUCAUCAUACCCUAUAAUGAUGACCCUUUUGGGGUGUUACACGUGGCUGAGGAGAACAUGGAUCAAGUGGUGGCAGAGGACACCGUGUCUGACGAUGACAUGUCAAACAUUAUCUCCUUGACCAUUCUCAGACUGCAGGGCACGUUUGGAAAGUUGCGUGUCGUGUGGGAAAUCUUGUCAGGAGGUUUCCCUAAUGGCCUGCCACCUAUGAAGGACCUUCUGCUAUUGGCCUCUUUUCCACAGUCAGUGGAGGUUCAACCUCAUGGCAGAGGUCCUCAUGCUGGCACUGAUGCCUUUUUCUUUCCUGGUCUCCAAGGAGCCUUCGGUACCAUCGAUGCAAAAGUCCAGUUAGUAGAAGGGCUCCACGGCCUUGUCAAUUUCACCAUAUCUGCCUGGCUAAUGCCUCAGCCCAAUACCAAUGGAUUUAUCGUUUCCAAGGGCAACGACAACGGAACCCUUUAUUAUGGAGUUAAAAUCCACAUCAAUGAGUCGCUUGUGAAUGUGACGCUCUUCUUCAUGACUGUCGGGUCCAACAGAACUCAAGUAGAGGGGGCCACCGCAAACAGAUCUGCGGGGGACGACACAUGGAUCCAACUUGUCAUCACAGUGGAUGAUGGGAUCAUUCAGUUCUUUUUGGACGGAAACCCCAUGCCUGAUGGAGUGAAAAGCCUUAAGGGGGACGCAAUAAUUGACGUGACUGCACCAGUUCAUAUUGGAUCCGACCCAGUUGGAGAGGAGCGGUACCGGGGGCUGAUGCAGGACCUACGUCUAUAUUCUUCCCCGUUGAAUUAUACUAUGAUCAGAGAGCUCUAUGACCAGCCAGCCAGGCAUGACCUGGACAUAGUUUCUGGCUACCUCGAGUACCAACAGGACGAGAGCGAGAAAACAAUUGUGGUGGAGGUGCGUGACGACCAGGAGGUGGAGGGGGAAGAGUUGUUCUACCUGCAGCUGGCUGCCGUCUCUGGAGGUGCUCGGCUUCCUGUGCCGUACCCAACGGCCAUCCUUCGUGUGCAGAAAAGUGACAAUGCCAACGGGCGAUUUGGGUUCUCUGGGAACUGCAUGCCAGAAAUAUCUGAAGAGGGGUCUGUCGUAUCCUGUGUCAUCGAACGCUUUUUGGGGACCCUGGAUUAUGUGUAUAUAAACUACACUGUCGUUCAGAUUGAUUCAACCGAUGUUGCCUCAGAUUUUGACAACACAACUGGUGUAGUUAUGUUUCUGCCUGGACAGCGUUCUGAGGUUUUGAACUUGUCGGUGUUGGAUGAUGACAUUCCAGAGUUUGAUGAGCAUUUCCAGGUUGUCAUGGUUUCUGCCGUGUCUGGGGAUGGAAAGCCUGGCACAACCCCUACAAGUGGAGCAAGCAUUGACCCUGAAAGUGCUGUCGCCUUGGUUACAAUCAAGGCUAGCGAUCAUCCCUAUGGACUGAUGCAGUUCCAGACGGACUCAUUGCCAACUGGCAUGAUCCUACCAGCUCUCCAGGAUGCUCGUAUCACUGUGGCAGAAGAGGAUGGGGUGGUCUGCUUAAUGGUGGCCCGAGCACAAGGCUUAAUAGGAGAAGUUAUGGUUGGAUACCGCACCAUUCCUUUCACUGCCAGCAGCCCAGAGGAUUACCAGGAUGUUAUUGGAACACUAGACUUCAUACAAGGAGAGAGACAUAAGUGCAUAAACAUCACCAUCAUUGACAACGAAAUGCCUGAACUUGAGAAGGUCUUCAGAGUGGAGCUCUACAACCCAGCUGGAGGAGCUAGUGUUGGGGUUGGCUCAAUCGUCACGGUGACCAUUGCUGCUUCAGACGAUGCCCACGGAGUAUUCCAAUUCAGUGCCAAUUCACUGUCACUUAAUGGAACCGAGCCAGAACAGAACCACAGCACUGUAAUUCUUCAGGUGAUGCGCUCCUUUGGCGCGCUGUCCAAUUUGACGUUGUUCUGGGAGGUGGAGCCAGCUGCAAAGCAAGAGCUGUUGCACACAAUGGGGAACUUGACCUUCGGUGUUGGGCAGAUUGUGUCCAACAUUGUUUUACAGGUCUCCGAAGAUGAAAUCCCAGAACUAGAUAAGACCUUCAGGGUGAUCCUGUCUAAUGUGUCCCAUGGCCGCUUGGGUGAGAGCUCGGUCGCAUCUCUGACAAUAUUGGCAAGCGACGAUCCCUACGGGCUCUUUGUGUUUCCGGAGAGCGAGCGUUCGGUACGGAUAUCUGAGGCCAACAUUACUGUCACCCUCACCAUACAGCGUCAAAAAGGCCUCAUUGGGAGGGUGAGGGUAGCAUACCAGACUCUGAAAGAGACAGAUGCCGCUCCAUUUCACACACCAGGAAUCGGUCGAGCCACUGAAGGCAGAGACUUCAUUCCCACGAGGUCGUCGGUGACAUUUACAGCUAACCAGAGUGAGGCCAAUGUGACCUUGCAGGUUCUUGAUGAUAAGGACUCAGAACGGGGAGAAUCUAUCUUCAUGGAGCUGGUCAGUGUCGCCCUCAUAGACGGAGGACAAGAUCGACCAAUUGCACCUAGUCUUGGAUCGAGAGCUGCCACUGUUGCCCAGGUGAUAAUACAGCCCAGUGACGAUGCAUUUGGAAUGCUGCAGCUGUCUGCCUCGGCAGUGACAGUGGCAGAAUAUUACGUUGGACCCAUUAUCAACGUGACUCGUGUUGGAGGAAUCUUUGCUGACGUAUCUGUCAAGUUCAUAGCAGUGCCAUUGACUGCCACGUUUGGUGAGGACUUCACCAUCGCCUCCUCUGACGUGGUUCUCCUGGAGGGGGAGACGAGUAAGGCGGUGCCCAUCCUGGUCAUCGAUGACGUGGUGCCUGAGUUGGCGGAAACCUUCCGUAUUGAGCUGCUCAACCAGACCACAGGGGGCGCACGACUGGGCCAACUGACACAAGCCAUUAUCACAAUUCUGCCAUCUGAUGACCCCUUCGGCUCAUUCGUGUUUCAGACAGAUACCAUUACCAUUGAAGAGCCUGAAUUGACUCCAGUGGAGAUCUCGUUCCCCGUUGAGCGGAGGGCUGGGACGAUGGGUCAAGUGACUGUACAGUGGCAGGCUAUGGUCGGUGAACAGGAAGCUGUGUCCGACCUCUUACCUUCGUCUGGAGAAUUACACUUUGCAGCCGGUGAAACCAUAAAAACCUUAAAGGUUGAAGUGCUUCCAGAUGAUAUUCCAGAAAUCACAGAGAUAAUCAAGUUGAAACUCAUUGGUGCCACUAAUGGAGGGAGCAUCGGAGCACGGAGCAUUGCAAACAUUGUUGUUCCGGCUAAUGACAAUCCCUAUGGAACAGUCCACUUUGAUCAGUCAGUGUACCGUGUGCUGGAACCCUUACAAGGAGUCUACAUUGCCAACAUCACUGUGCGAAGGAAAGGUGGUCAUUUUGGUCUCCUGGAGAUCCUCUACAGCACAUCGGAGCUCGAUGUGGUGAGCAUUGCACGGAUGGAGGGACAGAACGCUUUGAUUUAUUACGACACUAUUAGAGGUGUUUCCUUCAGUGCCACCCCCGGGUCAGUCAGUGUCAACUCCUCCUCUCAGAACCCUCUCAGCACCUGUGCUGAAGUGUGCCUCCUGGAACGGGCUUGCGUGGCCUUCUCUCUCACCAACACCUCCACUGGCCCCCUCUCGUGUGUCUGGGUGGAUGACAGCACUGGGGAACUCAAUCCUGACCGCCAAACCAUCACCUACAUCAAAAACACAACAUCUGUCAUGUCGCUCUUGAGUUCCCAGGCCCUCACUGGAGCUGACUACACCCCCGUGACUGCCCAAACAGCGAUCAUGGCAGACGGCUCGGGAGAAGCCAACCUUACGGUGACAAUCCUCACUGACUCGUUGGCAGAGAUGGAUGAGAGUUUUAAUGUGCACAUCCUCAACGUUAGCCUGGUCAAUGUGUGGGUGGAAGACGAGAACCUGCCGACUGUGGGCCAACCGGAUUCAGCCCUGGUGACCAUUAGUAUGAAUGGUGAUGCAUUUGGGGUAUUUAUGUUGUACAUCCUUAACCCUGAAGCCGCAGAGGAUGGCCUGUACCUGGAGAUCAGCGAGGAGCCGCAGACAUCUGUCCUUCUUGUCAUCGAGAGGACUGGUGGGAGUUUGGGGAAGGUGACCGUGGAGUGGAAAUAUGUUGGAGGUAGUGCAAGGCCCGAUCUGGAUUUCAUUGGAACGGGUGAAACGCUCGCAUUUGGAGAUGGUGAUGUGAAGAAGACCAUAAGACUCUUCAUCACUGAUGACGAGGAGCCGGAGGGAAAUGAAACCCUGAUAAUUGGCCUGGUCGGGACGGAAGGAGGCAGCCGCAUCCUGCCGGGCGCUGAUUCAAUCACCAUCCUUAUUCUUGCCAAUGAUUUUGCCGCUGGAGUUGUGGGCUUCAGCAACUCCUCCAGAUCAGUCGUCACACAUAGAGGUGAAAGAGUGACUCUACGUGUGGACAGGACAGCUCCUGGCAUCGGCAAUGUUACUGUUGGCUGGAGAGUCCUUGGUGCCAGUGUCCUUCUAGCCUUCACUGAAACUUCAGGACAACUCUUCUUCCCUGAAGGCAUGCUGAGUGACACAAUCAUUCUCCAACUGUUGGAUGAUAAUAUCCCAGAAGAGAGGGAGGUUUAUAGAGUGACUCUCUACAACAUUUUGACUGAAGGGGUGGUAUCCAGUGGACGAGCUAUCCUGGCCCCACAGGGCAGUGAAGCAACAGUGAGUGUGGAGGCUGAUGAUGUGCCCUCCAGUGUGUUGACCAUCGUGCCCUCUUCUCUGCGGGUGACCACGCCCGAGGAGGAUAUUACGCUUCACAUUUUCAUCAGGCGUCAGUUUGGAGCCUCAGGAGCGGUGAACAUCAGCUACGCCACAGUGCGUGGCUCCUUGACACAUCUGACUGAAAUGGAAGGCAGCUUGGCUGAACCUGGAGAGGACUUCCAGCCUGCCUUUGGUUCCAUCACACUUCCGGACGGACAGACCUCAACAUUCAUUCCCAUAGAAAUUAUAGAUGAUGACAUUCCCGAAUUACAGGAAGUAUUCCUACUGAAGAUAAUGUCUGCUGUACUCCUAACCUCACUUGUGAAUUUAGACAUUGAGGACCGUGUGGCUGAAAUCAUCAUUGAAGCUAAUGAUGGCAUCCAUGGUGUCAUGAGCUGGCAGAGUAUAAGUUUUGAAGUGAAUGAAACGGUGGGGCUGCUGACACUCGUGGCCUUCAGAGAUAGAGGAGCCCAUGGGGAUGUUUCUGUAUUCUUCUACGCCCAGAGCCUAGAAGCACAGUUGGGACAGGAUUUCAACACCACUCCCUCGGUCUUACACUUUGCCCAUGGAGAGAGAUUUAAGUUCGUUGAGAUACACAUUUUGGAUGACUCUCUUCCAGAAGGGGAUGAGCAGUUCCUGGUGAUUCUGGCCGACCCAUCCACUGGUUUGGAGUUGGGUGCUAAUGUUACAGCGACGGUGACCAUCUUGGCUAGUGAUGAUGGCCAUGGGGUAAUAUCCUUCAACAACAGUGAACACUUCCUGUUGAGGGAGCCCACCUUUAAGUUUGGGAUCAGUGAGAGUGUGGCUGAGCUCUAUGUGUUCAGAAACCCGUCACAAGGGACCUUUGGCACAGUCAGUGUCCAGUUCUCAGUGGCUGACAGCAAUGGCUCACUUAACACCAGUGAUCUAAUGCCCUCAGAGGGUUUUGUGGUGCUGGAGGAUGGAGUCAGAUUUAAGAUUCUAGAGAUUUGGGCAGUUCUCGACGAAGAACCAGAACUGAACGAGACAUUCAUCGUGACGCUGUUUAACCCAGUGGGUGGAGCCAGGCUCGGGGAGGCGCUGCAGAUCUCCAUCACAAUAUUGGAGAACCUGGCCCCGCUCAGUCUCUUCAGAAUCUCAGCAUCUGACAGUGGGCUGACUUCAGUGGAGGUGGAAGAGGGAGAUACCCUGUAUCUGACGGUUUCGUGUAGCAGCAGUUUGGACGUCACCUUGAGCGUGGAAUGGGAGACAAUAUCAGACUCUGCUGUCGCCAUGGGUAAGCAAAUUACUGCCUCUGUCAGAAUCCAGAGUCCAAGUCAAUGUGUGGGAUAUGCUCUUAAUGGUACAACACAUGUGGCCAUUUCCCAUGGAAGUGACGCUCACUCUCCCAGUAUCAGCAUCUUCAGACUACAAUCUAGUUUCAACUUAAGUCUGGAGCAAACAUUGGCUGCUGGGUCUCUUGAAAUGGAGUACUUUUCAUGGGACUCGCAGGCGUAUUUGAUCGUAUCAAAUGAGGUAUUCAUGCUGACAGCAGGUUCUUUUUGGCUCGACCAUCUCCUGGAUCUACCUGAUGCAUCUGGCCUGUCUGUGUUCCUUCACGGCACCACUCUGUACCUUAUGGCGUGCUCUAGCACAGCAUCUGAUAGCUGCUUCCUUUUCCUCUUUGCUGACGGACACUUCCAAGACCCAAGACCUCUAGGCUUUGAAAUGACAGCAAAGCAAGUGGAGGUCUUGACUGUAGGGGGAGAGAAUAUCCUCCUGCUAAGCACUGAUGCACCGGCUCCUAUGUGUGAGGUGUUUGUGUGGGGGCCCAAGCAUGACGUCUUCCAGCACACUCAGACAAUAGCUCUUCCUGACCUAAUCUCACUGCAAGCAUUCACAACACCUUCUGGAAGUGCUCACUUGGCUCUGGCUGCUCCCAGUGGCUCUCAGCUCUACUCCUGGAGACCUGAUCUGACACAGUUCGUCAAAACGCUCAGUACAUUCCCAGCAGAGCAGUUCUUUUUCCUGCCCGUCUCCUCUCUUAAUGCCACCAAGAACCUCAUCAUCGCCACCAGCCAAUCAUACUCCGUUAUCUAUGAAAUGAUUUCUGUGUCCAACCAAUCAGACUUCAUACCCAGUUUUGGAGAGCUGAUAUUCCACCCUGGUGUCCAGCAGCUGGAAAUCUCUGUAAAUAUCAUUGAUGAUGACUUCCCAGAAGAUACGGAACACUUCAACAUCAAACUUAAGAACCCAAAGGGAGGGGCAGAGAUCGGAUUUAGCGGACAAGUGACUGUUGGCAUCUUGUCCAAUGACGAUGCCCAUGGGGUCGUUGGUUUCACACAGGACUCUGUGUUCAAAGAGGUGGAGGAGUUGGAGGAGGAUACUCACCUAAUUCUGAAUGUAGAGAGAACUAGAGGAACAUUUGGAAGCCUGGUUGUGUACUGGACGGCUAACGGAAGCCUGGAGGACAUCUUCCCGACCUCUGGCAUGUUGACAUUUUCAGAGAACCAAGCUAUGGCUGACAUUACUCUCACUGUGCUUGCUGACAAAAUCCCUGAACCUGCGGAAAAAGUUGUCAUCAUUCUCACCGCUAUCACCACGGAGGGCGUAGCUGAUGUGUCCAGAGGCGCGUCUUUGGAUCCUCACAGCUCUCUAGCGGAGAUCCACAUUCUACCCAAUGGCUUCUCCUAUGGAGUGAUUGGCUGGCACUUGGAUUCCAAACACAUUCUUACACAAGAACCUCUCGAGGAUCCCAUAAAUGUGACCCUGAGCAUCGUGCGUGAUCAUGGCACAACGGGCGAUGUGUUUGUCCACUACAACACCCGUCCUGCCUUCGCCCAGCCUCCAGCCAAUCAGGCCAGUGCAAAUGAGGAUUACGUGCCUAAGACACACAACGUCUUUAUGAGGGAAGGUGCCACCAGUGCCUGGGUGACCAUCACCAUCCUACCGGAUGAAAUUCCAGAGCUGAAUGAAACUUUCAUUGUGAACAUCACAAGAAUUGAACUUGUGGGUGGGACUGUGGAUGGCGGGCAGCCAACCAUUAAUAUGCCUGGCGUAGAAGUGGCAGAGAUCAUUAUCGAGGAGAAUGAUGACCCACGAGGAGUCCUGGAGUUUAAUGUCACAAAGGAUGAGACUGGGAGGAUGAUGGCUUAUGAAGUCCCUCCUCCUGAGAAUGUCGUACACCUACCAGUUGUGCGACGGGGUGGGAGGAUUGGCACAGUGGUUGCAUUCUGGGAAGUUGAACCUGUUUCUGCUGACUCAGAGGAUUUCAGUCCUGCUUCAGGGAACAUCACCUUUUAUGAUAACCAGGGUGAUGGUAUCAUCAUCAUCACCAUCACUGAUGAUGAUACUGUUGAGGCGACGGAGACUUUUCGUGUCAUUUUGAAGCAUGUGUCUGGAGGAGCCAGGCUGGGGAAGGAGUCAUCAGUAUUAAUAAGCAUUGGCCCUAAUGAUUCACCGCUGGGAAGCUUUGGUUUUGAGGCUCUCAUGGUUACGGUGUCUGAGCCCCAGUUUAGAGAUGAUCCUGCAUCUGUGGCGACCCUGACGGUGGUGCGGAGUCCUUUGGGUGAAGGAACUGUUCAUCUCACAUGGCUGCUGGAAGAGAAAGGAUGGGGAGACCUAACUCCUCCAAAUGGCACAAUCACAUUCAAUCAGAUGGAGUCGAGGAAGAUUCUAUCACUUCAUGCUGUGGCCGACACGGUUCCUGAGGGGGAGGAGAGGUUCUCUGUUCAACUUCUGGCCAUCACUGAAGGGGUCAUGAUUGAUCCAACAAGUGGUGUGGCGUCAGUUAUAAUCCAGGCUGAUCGUGGGGCCUCUGGAAGUGUUGGGAUAUCAGAAUCCUCACAGAAUAUUCUUAUUGGAGAGCCAAAGGGAGAGUACAACGGCACAGCUGUGAUCAGUCUAAUGAGAGGCCCAGGAGUGUUUGGGAAUAUCAAUCUCCUCUGGAACAUCACUCCAGUUGUGGCCUUUGAGUUUGAGCAGACUUCUGGAAUAGUCACAAUGAAAGAUCAGCAGUCGACUGCAACCAUCCUGCUGAAGGUACUCGACGAUGACAUUCCUGAGAUGCGAAGUUCCUACCAGCUCAUAGUCAGUUCUUCUAGCCCAGGGUCGGAGGUUACGCUUGAUAAGCGUGUGGCCAACAUCACCAUGGCAGCCAGUGACCUGCCCCAUGGGGUCUUCUCCUUCUCCCAGGGCUCCCUACAGGUUACUGAAGGGAACAGUAAGGUGAAUGUGACAGUGCUCCGCUCUCUGGGCACGUAUGGCAGUGUGAUGUUAAAUGUCCUUACCUUCAGCGGCACUGCUGACAGUGCUCAGGACUUUGUUCCACUGUCAGGGCAACUGCUGUUUGGACCCGGGGAGACAUCACGUGAUCUAAUUAUGGAGAUUUUAGACGAUGAAAUUCCAGAAGGUCCGGAGGAUUUCUACAUCAGCAUCACUGAGGUCGCACUGAUUGACAGCAGUAACCUGGACUUCACCGUGAGAGAAUAUGGCCUCCAGCGUGAUCAACCCCCAGCCAUAGGGAACAUCUCCUCUGUAACGGUUGUCAUUCUGAAGAACGACAAUGCAGAGGGCGUUAUUGAAUUUGACUCUGCGUAUGUCAACCUUACAGUUGAAGAGGAUGUAGGUGUUGUCUCCAUUCCUGUCUUAAGGGGAGUGGGCUCAUAUGGGUUGGUCAAAGUGAACUUCAUCACCCGUGGUCUGACUGCACUGCCUGACCUAGAUUACAUCAUCUCCCAUGACUCACUCACCUUCAUCCACGGCCAAACCCUAAGUCAUGUCAACGUCUCCAUCGUGGAUGACCUGGAUAGUGAGUUCAGUGAAGUUUUUGAAAUCCAGCUCUCUGGUGCCACAGGGGGCGCUGUCUUGGGCGGUUACCUUAUUGCUCAGGUAACCAUUGGUAAAAGUGAUUCCCUCAGUGGCAAGGUGCACUUCCUGAACGACAGUGAAGUUUUCAUUCCCAACCCCGAUGUCACCCAAAGGAUUACCUUGUCUCUGGAGAGAGUUGGGGGUUUGGUUGGAGAUGCUACAAUUGCUUGGCACAUUCUUGGCCCCAAUUCCAAGGAGGUUUUACCAUCUAAUAACUCAGACUUUGGUGACCCAGUAAAUGGAACGUUUCAUUUUGGAGAUGGGGAAGGAGGGUUGCGUUUGAUCUCAUUGCAAGUCUUGCCUCACGGGGAGGUGGAGGUGGAGGAAACGUUUGUGGUCCUGCUUCACCUCCUGGAAGGUGACAUGGACAUUGACCCGCGGGCUAACAGCAUCACAAUUGUGAUCAAGAAGUUUGGUGACCCCAACGGCAUAGUGCAGUUCUCCGAGCUGGACCUCCAGGAGGAGCGGGUGUACAGUGAGCCCACGGACAGUGAGGGGCCACUCAACAUCUCCCUGGGCAUCACCCGCAGAGAGGGGGUGGUCGGCCAUGUCACGGUAUUCUGGAAAAUUGUCAGCGACUUUGAUGCCAGCACCGACUUCUCUAGUUUGAGCGGAAGUGUGUCUCUGCUGGCGGGCCAGCGUGGGGCAGAGGUGCUGCUGACACUGCUGCCCGACGCCGUCCCAGAGCUGGAGGAACGCUACACGGUCCAGCUCACUGCUGUGGAGGGUGGAGCUGAGCUUGACACCAACCGUAGUAGUGUCCACCUCAGAGUAUAUGCCAAUGAUGAGCCCUACGGAGUGUUUGCCAUCUUCUCUGAACAUCAGCAGAUUGUAGUGGGGAAGGAGAGUGAUGGACACACAAGGCACUUGGUUCUAAAUGUGACACGGCAUUCAGGUACUUUUGGGAAUGUCAGUGUGCAAUAUGAGGUUAGAUAUGCUGCUGUAGGGAAAACCAUUCUAGAGGAGGGUGGAGAGGUGCAGGGAAGCAUUCUGGUGAUGGAUGGAGAAGAUGCUGCCAGCACUGCUGUGUCCAUUAACAUCCAGGUGUUCUUUGCUUUUGGCUCAAACAUUACUGUUGAGCUGACAGAUGUGUAUCUGAUUGGACCAUCGCUCACUUCUCCACCCCGUAUCUCACCGGAGUCAAACAUGGCUGUUGUAACGGUUCCAGAGCAAGCAGCUAAUGCUCAGGUCGGAUUUCAAUCAUUGGCUCUCGAGGUCUCCAACACUGAGACUGGCCUUUGUGAAGCGCUUGUUGCAAGGCAGGGGCUCUAUGGAGAUGUUACGCUGGAGUGGACUGCUGGGUAUCCACCUGGACAAAGCCCGUCUGGAUACCAGCAGGGUCUCAUUAGCCCAAGCUCAGGACGUCUUUUGCUGGCACAUGGAGAGAAGAAUAAGGUGAUCUCUGUGACUGUUCUGGACAAUUCAACAGACUCUGCUGCGUAUGCUUUGCAUCUAACUCGUGCUUACUCCGAUGCACCAGGGGGAGCCACACUCAGGGAUGGUUUUACUUUGGCUGAAAUUGAACCCAUGGGGAUAUUCCAGUUCGCCCCAGGCUCUCGGCAGCUUGUAAUCAACGAGGACACGCAGACCAUCACUCUACACGUACGGCGUCUCUUUGGCUUUCGCAGUAAGCAGUCUCAUCUCUUUUUUGAAACCAUGGAGGGCACUGCUCAAGCAGAACAAGAUUUUGUCCCCAUUUCCACUGGCCAACUGCUGUUCCAUGCACAACAGUCAUCCGCCAUGAUAAACAUCUCCAUAGUGGACGAUGCACUAACAGAGCCCUACGAGACGUUUUAUAUCCACCUGACAGGAGCCAUAGAACUUGAUGGCGGAACCCCACUGGUUGUCAUGGAGACAGGUCCUCGUGUGGACCAACAGAACGCUAUAGUAAGCAUUACUAUUUGGGACAAUGAUGCGGUGAGUGAGACAGGGGGGCUGCUCAGUAUGGAGCCAGCAUUCGUGCAUGUUACAGAGGACUGGGAGGACAGUCACGGCCAGGAGCAGCAGCAAGUCAUCCUUUGGGUGCGGAGAACAGAAGGACUUCAAGGGGUAAUAAGUGUAAGGGUUAGGGUGUAUGCUGCAGGUAGUGCUGUUGCCCAAAACUUCUCCACCUCUGAGCAGAACCACACCUGGGCUCAGGAGGGACAGGACUUUGAGCUGGAAACAGUGUUGGUGUCCCUGCUAGAGGGGCAGAGUGAGGCUGAAGUGAGCAUUCGGAUUCUUGAUGACACGGAACCUGAGGGUCAGGAGGUGUUUUUCAUCUACCUCAGUGAGCCACACGGAGGUGCCCAGCUGGUGAGUGGGGUCCACCAGAAUGGCCUCACCUCAUUCUCCAAAAUCAUCAUUCUGGGGAGUGAUUUUCACAAUGGCAUUCUGGGAUUUAGUCUAGAUUCUCAGUUGGGACAUGCACUAGAUGAGGACUCAGACAAUAGAACUGCUGUACUUCGGCUCCACAGACAGGAAAACCGGGCCUAUGAGGAUGUGGUGGUGUCCUGGCGGGUGACGUUAAGCAUGAGCGGCUUGUCUCUUGUCAGCCGUGGGCUCAACCUGACCAAGGAAUUGCUACAGACGUCUGGCAAAACUCUCUGCAAACGAGGAGAGGUCCUUUGUUCUAUAUCUCUGGAAGUUAGGGCAGAUCAGGACCCCGAGCACCAGUCCUGGUUCCUGGUGGAGAUCUACGAGGUGACGGAGGGGGCUGCCAUCAACCAGAGUGCCAAGUUCGCCAACAUCACCCUGUUGGAGAGUGAUGUCACACGGGGGCAUCUGGUAUAUUUUGCUGUGGGCUCUCGGCUGCCCGCUGUUCACCUCAAGUCUACUCAACUGAGUCUUCAGGUCCAAAGAGACAUUACCACAGAGUCCAUCACAGUUCAGUACCUCAUGGAGAUGCUGCAGAAGGCUGAAGUACUGGGCCCCACUCUCAUCUGGCCUGCAGUGGCAGGAGAGGAUGUCACGUGGAGCGAGGGGACACUGACCUUCAAGGUGGGCCAGCCAACUGCCAGCCUUCAAGUGAGACUGACACCUGGCCAGGCCUCUUCCCAGCCCACACCAAAGCGCUUCAGAGUGAUACUGUUGGCAGGGCCAGGGGCUGAAGUGCACCCACACUAUGGGGUGGCCAACGUGACCAUUGUGUCCGACACAGAGACUCAAGCAAUAUGGGCAUUGCUGGACCAGCUGAUUCAACCCCUCAGUCAGAAUGUCAUCGACCGUGCCCUGCAGAGCCUCACCAGCAGUGUCACCACGGGUGAACUCAGCCUGGAGAAGCUGACUGCUGUGUGGGAUGCACUGGACAAGAUUCUGACUGAGGCUGAACAGAUCCCUCUUGAAGACAGUACUCGAAGCUUGACCUAUGAACUCCUGUGCUCUCUGGCCAACCCCAGCCGCAGGGACACCCGUGGCCUGAGCCAGUUGGCAGAGGUGGUUGAGCGCUUCGCCUUCUCUUUGGUGACACAUGUUGCCUGUGGCUCAGAGGGUCAAAGUGGAAGGACUCUUCUGGACAGCUGUCCAUACUUUACUCUGGCAGCUCAUCACUGGUACCCCACUCAGAUCAAUGGCCACACUUUCACUGGCAGAAACCUGGACACCUUCACUAUCCCCGAGAGCCUCUUGACGGUGCCAGCCCCUCCACUGACCAGCCUGGCUCUGUCCGCCUGUCGCAGAGUUCAGUUCACAGAAUACAGCACCGAGCACUGGUUCAUCAAAAACACCAAAGUCAGCGCACUCAAUGACAAGGUAUUUUCAGUUAGUCUGGCUGGACACAGCUCUCAGCCUCUUGCUGAUGGAACUGAAGUAUUCUACCGCAUCCACACCCCAGAUGUUGGGCUCCGCCCCCGACCCUCCGUUUGCCUCCUCUGGAGCCCGAUAGCUGAGAGCUGGCUUUCAGAUGGGAAGUUCUGCCGUGUUGUGGAUGACCGUGAGAAUUUUGUAGAGUGUGCCUGUUCCCACCUCUCUGUCUACGCUAUAUAUGCUGAUCAAGCUGCCCUCGACUCCUACAACGCAGCAUUCUAUGCCAGUGGGUUCAUAUGCAUCUCUGGGUUUUCUUUGGCCAUCCUAUCACAUGCACUGUGCUCCAGGUUCCCCAUGUUUGCUGUUAAGCUCCUCACUCACAUGAUGGUUGCCUGCCUUGGCACACAGAUUUGUUUCCUUGUGUCAGUGUUCCGAGGGAAGAUGUUCUCUGAGGAUAGCUGUGCUGCCCUAGGCCUCUUCUCUCACUACUUUCAUCUCAGCCAGUUCAGCUGGAUGCUUAUACAGGCAAUUAAUUUCUGGCAGACUCUGGUGAUGAAUGAUGAGCACACAGAGAGACGUUAUCUUCUGUUCUUCCUCUUGAGCUGGGGACUUCCUGCAUUGGUCAUCAUCGUACUGGUCAUUGUGCUUCUGGCAGGAUAUGGCUGGAGUAUCCAUGAUGUCUACGGCCUCGUUCAUGGAGAUCUGUGUUUCAUCCCUAAUGUAUAUGCUGCACUGUGCUCGGCUGCUUUGGUACCUCUCAUCUGUCUGGUGGGAGUGCUGGUGGUCUUUGCCCAUGCCUAUCAGGUUACACAGCAAUGGAAGGCAUAUGAUGACAUUUACAGGGGCCGUACCAACAGCUCAGAGAUUCCCAUGGUGCUCUAUCUGUUUGCUCUGGUUUCUGUCGUGUGGCUAUGGGCAGGACUGCAUAUGGCUUACAGACAUCUCUGGAUGCUGAUUCUUUACAUUAUCUUCAACAUCUUGCUGGGUCUAUAUGUGUUUGCUGUUUAUUUCAUCCUGCAUAACCAGUUGUGUUGGCCUACGAAAGCCAGCUAUACUGUGGAAAUGAACGGGCACAACAGGACCCACUCCACAUACCCAGGCACAGGUGCAGUUACAGUGGCCAGUGAGAUCAGUAAAUCCACCCAGAACCUCAUAAGUGCCAUGGAAGAGGUAUCUGCUGACUGGGAACAGGCAUCCCUGAGGCGCAGCAGUCAGCUCAGUGGCAUGUACACCUUAGGACCACCAAGCCAGCCUUACCAUGGAGAUCAAGAGUUACUUAACACCCUCACAGCUGAUGAGGAGUCACAGGAUUUUGAUGACCUUAUAUUUGCCUUGAAGACUGGUUCUGGCCUUAACAUCAGCGAUAAUGAGUCCCUCCAGGGGAGCCAGGAUGGCACCAUGGCUGAGUCCCAGAUUGUGGAGCUGCGACGUAUCCCAAUAGCCGACACACACCUUUAA
Clupea harengus (Atlantic herring) is the source of this 18810-nucleotide messenger RNA. It is a transcript of the gene adgrv1, whose product is annotated as adhesion G protein-coupled receptor V1. Bases 454 to 18810 code for a protein of 6118 amino acids. Gene Ontology annotation, cellular component: membrane; stereocilium; cytoplasm. The record is from RefSeq and is a predicted model, not a curated record. Lineage: Eukaryota; Metazoa; Chordata; Actinopteri; Clupeiformes; Clupeidae. Gene Ontology annotation, biological process: cell communication; cellular response to calcium ion; visual perception. The transcript has 88 exons. Gene Ontology annotation, molecular function: G-protein alpha-subunit binding; adenylate cyclase inhibitor activity; G protein-coupled receptor activity.